ACAGCGCACCACGUUCCCCGUGUCCACUCCCACACCGUGCUCGGCUCUUACUGCGUUUAUCUCAGUAAUUACAGAUUAACGUAGAAUCCGAAGAGUUUAUUUGAGCUACAGCAGUUUCGUUCAUUGCAUCUCAUUUCCCCACACAGCUGAAACAUGAGCUAUCACAAACCCGACGAGAAAACUCUGCAGGGCCUGAAAGACAUCGCGAACAAGCUCAGGAUUCACUCCAUCAAGGAAACAUGCGCCUCAAACUCCGGACAUCCCACCUCAUGCUGCAGCGCUGCAGAGCUCAUGUCAGUGCUGUUCUUCCACACCAUGCGCUACAAAGCCGACGAUCCUCGUAACGCUUGCAAUGACCGCUUCAUCUUGUCCAAGGGCCAUGCUGCUCCCAUUCUGUAUGCUGCCUGGGCAGAGGCUGGAUUCAUCAAAGAGUCGGAGCUGCUAAAUCUACGUAAGAUUGACAGUGACUUGGAGGGUCACCCCACUCCUAAACUGGCGUUUGUGGAUGUGGCGACAGGUUCUCUUGGCCAGGGUUUGGGUGCUGCGUGUGGUAUGGCCUACACUGGAAAGUACUUUGAUAAAUCUAGCUACCGUGUGUUCUGCCUGAUGGGAGAUGGUGAGUGUUCAGAAGGGUCCGUGUGGGAAGCCAUGGCUUUUGCCUCCUAUUACAAGCUUGACAAUCUGGUGGCCAUCCUUGAUGUGAACCGUCUGGGCCAGAGUGAAGCAGCUCCACUGCAGCACAACAUGAACACCUACAAGGAGCGCUGCGAGGCCUUCGGCUUCAACACUUAUGUGGUGGAUGGCCAUGAUGUGGAGGAGCUGUGCAAGGCGAUGUGGCAUGCCAAACAAAUAAAAGGGAAGCCCACUGCCAUUGUAGCCAAAACAUUUAAAGGCAAAGGUCUCAAAGACAUUGAGGAUCAGGAUAACUGGCAUGGGAAGCCUAUGCCUAAAGACCGUGCGGAAGAGCUGAUUAAUCACCUCCUGAGUCAGAUCCAGUCCCCCAAUAAGCCCAUCCACCCUCAACUGCCUAAUGAUGAUGCUGCUCCAGCUGACCUCACACCCAUCCACCUGCUCACCCCUCCAGAGUACAAGAUCGGAGACAAGGUCUCCACUAGGAAGGCGUAUGGUGUUGCCCUGAAGAGAAUAGGGGAUGCCAGCCCUCGUGUGGUGGCCCUGGAUGGUGACACCAAGAACUCAACCUUCUCUGAUAUAUUCAAGAAGGCCCAUCCUGAUCGCUACAUUGAGUGCUUCAUUGCAGAGCAGAACAUGGUGAGUGUGGCUAUUGGUUGUGCCACUCGUGAUCGCACGGUUGCAUUCGCCAGCACUUUUGCCGCCUUCUUCGCUCGUGCCUAUGACCACAUCCGCAUGGCAGCGAUCUCCCAGUCUAACGUCAACCUGGUCGGCUCUCACUGUGGCGUUUCCAUUGGUGAGGAUGGCCCCUCGCAGAUGGCACUGGAGGAUCUCGCAAUGUUCCGUGCCAUUCCUACAUGCACAGUGUUUUACCCUAGUGAUGGAGUAUCUACCGAGAGAGCCGUGGAACUUGCAGCCAAUACAAAGGGUAUCUGUUUCAUCCGCACCAGUCGACCUGACACUGCAGUCCUCUAUGAUGCUGGAGAGAAAUUUGAAAUUGGAAAAGCCAAAGUGGUGCGGCAGUCCAACAAAGAUCAGGUGACCGUUAUUGGAGCUGGUGUAACACUGCAUGAGGCUCUGAAAGCAUAUGAGCAACUAGCCAAAGAAGGUGUGAACAUUCGGAUUAUCGAUCCAUUCACCAUUAAGCCCCUGGAUGCCUCUACUAUUGUAGCAAGUGCUCGUGCCACAGGAGGAAGGGUGAUAACUGUAGAGGACCACUACAAAGAGGGUGGUCUGGGCGAGGCUGUCCUGUCUGCAGUGGGUGAAGAGCCUGGCAUUGUGGUGCACCGGCUGGCAGUGAGCCGUGUUCCCAGGAGCGGCAAACCGGAGGAGCUUCUGGACAUAUUUGGCAUCAGUGCCAAAUGUAUCAUUGCGGCAGUCAAACGUACUUUCGCCAACUGAAACUCUUUGAACCACCCUGAACAUCACCCUUCUUCUUUCUCCAUUCCUAACCCAGACUUUAGAGAUAAGCUCACCAUCCGUAUCAUUCCAGAAGCUCACGACUUGCAAAUAUACCUAACUUUAUAGUGUGUGGACAUUCUCUAACUUGUGCACUAUAGUCAAGUGUCACCUAUAGCUCUGAAAUGCUUACAAAAUGUCAUUAUCAGGUUUGCCUUCUUGAAAUCUUUAAUACUGCAUUAUUAGUGGUUUUUAAAGGUUUGAAAGUUUAUCAGUGUAUUCUUGGAUUAAAUCAGAGUUCAUUCCAGUUCAAGCUGAACAAAAAAAAAAAAAAAGAGACCAUUUCAUAUUGUCAUUUUAUUAUUUGUCAUUUCUUGCUUUUUACUGUUUGCUUCCUGUAUUACAACCCAGUCUCCUGAUAACUGAAAUAAAUUUGGAUUUGGUGCUUUCAGGGAGUAAUAAAGUAUAGCUUUUUUUUUCUUCUUUUACUGCUGUUGCAUUAAACUACUGGACAGCCUGGUUUGUACAUGAUUGGUUUGGUUUUGGUGACUUGAUAAAAGGUAUCAUGUUAAAGAGACCUCUCUGUUGCUUGUUUGAACCUGUAGUUUUUCACAGAAUUUGAUGUAAUGUGUGUUAAUAAAUUCGACUGCCCAGCUAA
Pimephales promelas (fathead minnow) is the source of this 2686-nucleotide messenger RNA. RefSeq names its product transketolase b (gene tktb). Gene Ontology annotation, molecular function: thiamine pyrophosphate binding; transketolase activity. NCBI's taxonomy places the organism in Eukaryota, Metazoa, Chordata, Actinopteri, Cypriniformes, Leuciscidae. The record is from RefSeq and is a predicted model, not a curated record.